Molecule: messenger RNA, 3530 nt
Organism: Nylanderia fulva
Lineage: Eukaryota; Metazoa; Arthropoda; Insecta; Hymenoptera; Formicidae
Biological process (GO): endoplasmic reticulum tubular network organization
Cellular component (GO): endoplasmic reticulum membrane; endoplasmic reticulum tubular network; cytoplasmic microtubule
Molecular function (GO): microtubule binding
Source: RefSeq, a predicted model, not a curated record
AUACGAUCCCGACGUCCGGUAUCGCCGUAAAAGAGUGCUUUGUGUGCCGACUUGGGUCGACUAUGCGACCCCGGGCCAUCGCCAUCGUUCGCCGUCCGGAGAAAAUCCGGUGCGGUUUAUUUUUACUCGCACGGCGGCUCUACACGUGUCGUCGAGAUGCGAGAUGUUCCAUUGGAUUUUCGCGUCUAGUGAUUUUCUCGUCGCCUGCUGCGUUUCGGCCGUUCGCUCGAUCGGUGGUCCGUCUCUAUAGAUACCGCGCAUAUAUACGUUCUUUGUAUAUCUGUCCCUCUCGCUCUCUUACCGCUCGAUCCCGACAGUUCGCUGUCAUGACAAAGAGAACAAAAGACGAAGACUGGAAUUUGACGCAUCGCUUGACGAGACGAUACGAUCGGUUUUGUCGUUGAACGAUCAUCAGUGAAUUUUCUCUCUUUCUCACUCUCUCUCUCUCUCUCUCUCAUCCAUGGUGGAAGAUUGUGUCAUCGCGUCCAGAUAUUGAAGAGAGGCAUUUCCAUGUUUGGUGGGAUCCUUGAUACAGCGGAAUCUUCGCGGUGGAUACCAAGGAGUGUCGCAAGAGGAGUAUCGCCGGAGAAGUUUAAAUCCACGAAAAGAAGGAGGGGCAGAAGAGGAAGGACGUCGACCGGAUCCGGAGUAAAGCUGGAUUCGUCGCAUUCGUCCGACGACUGUCGCAGAAUCUCUGGAAGAGUUCAAGAUUUCAGGGACAAAGAAAAACGUUCUCGUUUUAGCGCGAGAGAGAAAGAGAGAUAGACAAAAAUAAGUUGACAAUACGAUGGAAACGAAAAGAAUCCAUCGAUCGACAAUAGAAAUCUUCGAGAAGAACGGACCUCGAUCGGGCGAAUUGCCGAUCGCGUUGAUGCAUAGAGCGAAAAUAAGCGAUCUCCUGGCGAGGCAGACGAUGGCCUGGUGCCGGCAAACGUUGCAAACGUUUCCCAUACGAAUGACGUUGAACAACGUCGGAUUGUUGACGGUGUUCCUAGCGAUAGUGUCGCCACGAUCCCUUAUUUACAGCCUUAUUUAUCCGAUUUUCAGAUUAGUUUUUGGCACCCUCUACCCGGCAUACGCUUCCUACAAGGCGGUGCGCACGAAGAAUGUCAAGGAAUAUGUCAAAUGGAUGAUGUACUGGAUCGUGUUCGCGCUAUUCACGUGCGCAGAAACUUUUACUGAUGUCUUCUUUAGUUUUUGGUUCCCAUUUUAUUAUGAGAUUAAAAUCAUCUUGGUACUGUGGCUGCUGAGCCCGGCUACCAAGGGCUCCAGCAUCCUUUACCGACGCUUCGUGCAUCCCGCGUUAAUCCGUCGUGAAGCCGAGAUCGACGAAGCCAUAGCACGCGCAACUGAGCAGGGUUACACGGCGGUGUUGCAUCUUGGUACCAAGGGAGUGAACUAUGCCACCACGGUCCUUAUGCAGACCGCUAUUAAGGGCGGCGGCGGACUGGUGCAACAAUUGAGAAAAAGUUACAGCCUCAGUGAUCUAACCGGCGAAAAGGAGGACGAAAAUAGAAACACACCCGACGCGCGUGACGAGACAGACAUGCAAGUAGAACCUCGUCGAAGAGAGCAUACAGGAAGAAGGGGUUACAGCCCUCGCAGAACCCAGUCCAGCAGCAACGCGUCUCGAGUGGACAUGUAUUUUUCCGAAGUGGAUGUCGACGUUCGACAACCAAGGCCUAGGGAACCCAUAGCUAGUUUAACAAAUAUAAGGUCUUCGGACGACAUAUCUAGCGGUUACAGUAGCGGUGAGGCUCUGCAGUCUCAGCGCAUUACUUCUCAGGUUGACUCCUUAGUAAGAACGUCGAGCGUCGGCGCGAGAACGCGCGUGAAGCCUCGUUCCACCACGAAGAAGACACCAGAAGACAGGGACGAGGAUUUCAACCGCAUCGACCUUCCAUCUCCUGAAAAUGUCUCCCUCCCGUCGUCACUGAAUGUUCUCACUCCCGAACAAGCUGUCGAGCUUCUGCUAUUGUUUUCUCAGAGUAAGAAAUUUCAAAAUCGCCCGAUACUUGAAUCCAUGUCUUGUAUCGAUGAAUCCGCGAACGAAAAUCGAUCCACGACGAAAAUAGAAGAAUACAGCGAAUCGUCAUCGACAGAGUCGAGUAAUGAAUUCGUAGACACAAACACGGCUCAAGUAGACUUACAAACGGUGCAAACUAUAGAAAUCGAGAAUAUCUCAAUGGAAAAGCUAUCGAUACCUGCAGUGGCAGAAAGCGCAGAUGAAAUAAACGUCAAUAAUUCGAUAAAAGAACUUGAUUUUCAGCAGGCUGAAUCUAAUGUACAAAUUGAACAUAUUAAUAAAGAUUCGAGAGAUAGUCAGGUAGACUCUUCCCGAAACCCCGAUAUUGGUGCCGAUAUUGAACGAGUAAAUAGCGAAAUAUGUCAAGAAAAGUUCAUUGAGCUGAAGGAAUUGUUAGACGAUGCGCAUAAAGUUGCGAGAAGCAUCGUAUCUUCUCAAGAAAAAUUGAACACGAUCGACAAAGGUAAAGAACAGAACGUUAGUGUACCAGAAAUGAAAGCUGAUGAUUCUUCGAGCAAAGAAGAUUGCGAUACUACGAUCCAGCGUUCUGUUACGCCGAUUUCAUCGAGUUGCAAUCUUGAUGGCGAUAAUCGCGCAGGUAAAUAUCAUAAAAAACCUGCUCCAAAAGCUCCAAUAGAAUCUUCAACUGAAACAAUAAUAAAUGAUGAAGCUUCAACUGAAACAAUAAUAAAUAAUGAAGACACCGACGAAGAUAUGUCUCAGAACGCCCUGAAAGCUACUUUGGUUAUUAAAACUGGAACGGUAAGAACUAUUUCAAAUGCGGAUGCUACGAAAGAUAUUUUCUUAGCGCAUACGACGGAUAUGAAAAAGAAGAAGAAGAAAUCCAAUAGAUCACGCGCUAAAGAGAGUUUUUCCAAAUUAUUAACAAUCCCGAAGAAUAUCUUUCACAACGCUUUCCACAAGGAACAAAGCGAAACUUCUUCUAAAGAGGAUGAUUCCAGUUCCACGUUGUCCGAGACCAGUGAAUCAGCAUCAAGAUCGGGUAGUAUUGGAUCCCAGAUGUUCGUGGACGCAUCCGCCAAAUUAUCAACUUCAAUUUCUGCUGAAAAAUUGGAUACUUUUAUCGUACCGUUGAAUGAAACAGAUCUCAAUAAAAUUGAACCUAAUGAGACUGUAGACGAUGCAAGAAAUAUGAAGAAUUUUGAAAAUUAUGAAAAGAAUCUUGAAACUAAAUCAAACUUGAAGAUUCGCGAGAUAUCUCAGUCGCUGCCUUGCAGCGGCAAAAAAGAGAUUAUCACCGAUAUUAAUUAAAGUCAUUUCAUAGAAAUUAUUUAAUCGCAUAAUUACAUUAUAUUUAUUUUUACUAAAGUAUAAGAAAAAAAGCUUGUUCCUCCUGCUCUCUCCCAUUUUCCUACAUUUCUUAGAUAUUUUAUCCUAAUCGGAAAUCCGGACAGAAGAAAUGGACUGAUCCAUUAAGAUCAUUACGAGUUUCGCUACCUUGCCUCGCAGUAAGAAGACCAGUAAGAAGAAGGUGGCAUGAAAC